UGCUUCCCUCCCUCAUUUAAGAUUAAGGUAGGAGCGAGGGGCAGCUGCUCUGAGCAGGGGAAGGCGUUGGGAUUUUUCCUCUCUUCCUUUCUGCAUCGGGGACUGAGUGAGGACUCAGAGGAGGCGGCAUGUCUCUGUCUCUCCGCUCCGCUCUGCUCCGUCUUUCUUUCUUUUGAGCGCCCUGUUUGUUUUCUCUUAAAUGGGCUCUCAUGAUGGGGAGGCCAACGAGUUGCCGCCACCACCUCCCAUACCACCAAACGUGGUGCCCAUUAAAGCUGAUGAUGCUGAGAGGGAAUCACCUCCAAACAAGCCAGAAAAGCCUAAGAGGGUACCAAUGGCCAGACCCGGUAUAGGAAAAAAAGGGCAGUUGAUCCAGCUCUAUUCAAAUCACUUUAAAGUCUCCGUGAAGAGUACAGAAGAUUAUUUCUUCCACUACUAUGUGAACCUUAAGUAUGAGGAUGAUCGACCCGUUGAGGGGAAAGGGAUAGGCAGAAAGGUGAUUGAUAAACUGCAGCAGACCUAUCACUCUGAGCUUUCUAACAAGGACUUUGCAUAUGAUGGAGAAAAGAGCCUGUUUACAAUUGGGGCUCUUCCACAAGUAAAUAAUGAGUUCACUGUACUUUUGGAGGACGUCUCUACCGGAAAGACUGCUGCCAAUGGGAGCCCUGGAGGUAACGACAGUCCUGGAGGUGGUGACAGGAAAAGAGUGAGGAGGCCAUACCAGACGAAGACAUUCAAAGUGGAGUUGUGCCUUGCAGCAAAAGUUCCUAUGAGUGCCAUCGGUCAAGUCCUUAGAGGUGAAGAAUCAGAGAACUCCCAGGAGGUUCUCCGUGUGUUUGAUAUAAUACUGAGGCAACAUUCUGCAAAACAGGGCUGCCUUUUAGUCCGCCAGUCAUUUUUCCACAACAACCCUUCUAAUUUUGUUGACUUGGGUGGUGGUGUGAUGGGUUGUCGUGGAUUUCAUUCAAGCUUCCGUGGCACACAGAGUGGACUUUCCCUGAAUAUUGAUGUUUCGACAACAAUGAUUGUAAAACCUGGCCCUGUAAUUGAUUUUCUUCUUUCUAACCAGAAAGUUGACCACCCUGGCAGAAUUGACUGGCAGAAGGCCAAGCGUGCCCUCAAGAAUUUGAGGAUAAAAACUACACCUGCAAAUUCAGAAUUCAAGAUUAUUGGUCUGAGUGACAGGAAUUGCAAAGAACAGAUGUUUCCACUGAAGCAGAGGAAUGGUGGCAACGAAGACUGUGGUACUGUUGAAAUAACCGUCUAUGACUACUAUUUGAACAAAAAAGGAAUCAAACUGCAGUAUUCUGGUGAUCUUCCCUGUAUAAAUGUGGGGAGGCCAAAGCGUCCAACAUAUUUCCCGAUAGAGCUUUGCUCACUUGUUCCACUGCAAAGAUACACAAAAGCUUUGUCUACGCUUCAAAGGUCUUCCCUUGUGGAGAAGUCCAGACAGAAGCCUCAAGAAAGGAUGACAGUCCUUAAUGAUGCACUGCAACAUAGUAACUAUGAUUCCGACCCCAUGUUGAGGGCUUGUCGCAUUUCAAUUGCUUCAAAUUUUACUCAAGUUGAAGGAAGGGUCCUGCAAGCCCCGAAGUUGAAGGCCGGCAAUGGUGAAGAUAUCUUCCCACGAAAUGGACGGUGGAAUUUCACCAACAAGAAGCUAAUCCAAACCUGCACUGUGGAUAAGUGGGCGGUUGUUAAUUUCUCUGCACGCUGUGACGUUCGGAAUCUUAUCCGUGACCUGAUCAGAAAUGCAUCUGCAAAGGGAGUUCAAAUAGACCAACCUUUUGAUGUGUUUGAAGAGAGCCCCUCUAUGAGACACGCACUUGUGUCGAGGAGAGUGGGUGAUAUGUUUGAGCGGAUAAAAUCGAAACUUCCUGGUGCUCCUAAGUUCCUCUUGUGCCUUCUGCCUGAGAGGAAAAAUUGUGAAGUUUAUGGUCCUUGGAAGAGGAAGUGCCUUGCUGAAUUUGGUAUCGUCACACAAUGUCUAGCUCCAACAAGAGUCAAUGAUCCAUACCUACUUAAUUUACUGAUGAAGAUAAAUGCUAAGCUUGGUGGGAUGAACUCAUUGCUUCAAAUUGAGGCAUCCCCUGCAAUACCUUUUGUGUCGAAAGUACCUACCAUCAUCUUGGGUAUGGAUGUAUCUCAUGGUCAGCCUGGACAAUCUGAUAGACCAUCCAUUGCUGCGGUGGUUAGCUCUCGCCAAUGGCCUCUUAUCUCUAAAUAUAGAGCAUCUGUGCACACCCAAUCACCCAAGCUAGAAAUGAUGUCCUCCUUGUUUAAGCCACAGGGAACUGAAGAUAGUGGCCUCAUUCGGGAAUCACUGAUUGACUUUUACACUAGUUCUGGAAAGCGAAAACCAGAUCAAGUUAUUAUUUUCAGGGAUGGAGUUAGUGAAAGCCAGUUUACCCAGGUCAUAAACAUUGAACUUGAUCAGAUCAUUGAGGCAUGCAAGUUUCUCGAUGACAAGUGGUCACCCAAGUUCACAGUGGUUGUUGCUCAGAAAAAUCAUCACACCAAGUUUUUUCAGACUGGAUCUCCGGAUAAUGUUCCUCCAGGUACUGUUGUGGACAAUAAAGUCUGUCAUCCUAGGAAUUAUGACUUCUACAUGUGUGCUCAUGCUGGGAUGAUUGGAACUACAAGGCCAACACAUUACCAUGUUCUGCACGAUGAAAUAGGUUUCUCUGCUGAUGACAUGCAGGAACUUGUUCAUUCGCUCUCUUAUGUGUAUCAAAGGAGCACAACAGCCAUAUCAGUAGUUGCUCCAAUUUGCUACGCACAUCUUGCUGCUGCCCAGGUCGGCACCUUCCUCAAGUUUGAGGAUAUGUCAGACGCAUCAUCGAGCCAAGGAGGAGGCCAUACGUCUGUUGGCAGCAUUCCUGUGCCGGAGCUGCCUCGCCUGCAUGAGAAAGUCAGGAGUUCCAUGUUCUUCUGCUGAUGUGCUUGGCGGAGCUGAGCGUUCUGGGUCUGGAUGGUGGAGCUUUUGAACCGUCAGUCAGUCAGUUAGUGGUGUAUAUAUAUGAUGCCUAGCAACUUAGAACUCUGUAGGCAUGUAGAACCAGUCCUUUUGUUGCGCUGUAAAACAUAUGGAACGCGUUCUUCUGCCCGUUGUGGAUACCGAAGCCGGAACCUUGGUUGAAGCCCUGUUCUGGAGUACGUGUUGUACCUACCUACCUAGCCCGGUUGUGCGGCUGUGCUCCUGUCCCGUUUCGUGGUAAGGAACCCGGGUGGUCGUGUUGCAGCCUUGGAGGUAUUUUGUGGCGUUCUAGGCCUGAAAUGCUUAUGUUCAAGAAUCUUA
Molecule: messenger RNA, 3298 nt
Organism: Phragmites australis (common reed)
Lineage: Eukaryota; Viridiplantae; Streptophyta; Magnoliopsida; Poales; Poaceae
Product: protein argonaute 4B
Exons: 23
Coding region: 200-2938 (912 amino acids)
Biological process (GO): regulatory ncRNA-mediated post-transcriptional gene silencing
Cellular component (GO): cytoplasm
Molecular function (GO): RNA binding; protein binding
Source: RefSeq, a predicted model, not a curated record